AUGCCAGCUUCACCAGAAACGCCGCAGCACUCGCGACACUCGUCUGUUGCCGACGACCACAAUUCAUCACCAAAUGCUCGUCGGGCUUCCAAAUCGUCUGUCAGCGAUGUCACGACCCCAUUUCGCAACAGCCUCACACAUCAGGAUACACUGGACAUGAGCAUACUCGCAAGUGGAGGCGGACAAGCCAGUAACAGCAUGGGGAACCUGGCAGAUGAGCUUGCAGAUGCCUUCUCGGAUUCUGGCGAAGAGGACGACGGUAUUCAAGGCGAAAUUUUAGACGGCUCUGAAAACGGCGACAUCCUGAAUCCAGAGGGUUCUCGUGAUAGCGGAGUAGACGUGGAUGGUACUGGUGCCAGCGAUGGAGAGAAAACGAGAGAUACUAAUCUGUCCGUCCCCUCUCCCCCUCGACGCGGGCACCAGAGGAAGGGAAGCGAGUAUGACGGUAGUGAAUACGGCUCUGAAUCUGAUCUAGAUGCUGCUGGUUUCAACGCGACCCUAAUCGCUAGAAUCGAUGCUGUGGAGUCUUUGGUUCGCCGCGGCACAGAAAGUUACGGUGGACCGGAAGACGAUGUCUUCAAACGAGUUACAGAGAGCUUGCGCGAUUUGGGGUCGCAGUCAAGUGUCGAAGGGAACGCAUCGCGACUCAUUACAGCGCAUACGGCGCUCACUACCCAUCUCGCACACCAGACUCGUCAGCUUCAUAACUUAACCUUCCCUUUACUGUCGCCUUUGGCGCCGACGCCUGACCUCGACACAAUCGACGAUUUGAUACCUCUUUUGGUCUCACUGCUCGAGGCUAUGCCAACCCCUUCAACUGUUGCCUUCAACUCUUUAACAGCGCUGCAUUCUGUGACGGCCGAACUGAUUCAGACCUUGAGCUAUCUAUCCGAUACUCUGCAUAUGUCCCGACAAACUAUUACCACUGCAACUCGCAGACUGAAGAGCUCGAAAGAACUUAUUGCUGAACUAAGGAGAGAUGACGAGCUGCGAGAAGAAGGAGAAAGAUGGCUUGCGAGGGGAAAUUGGGGGGAGAGAUUGCAGAAGCGAGAGUGUGCGGGAGUUUGUGGAGAAGUCAUCGGCGGAUUCGAGGCGGUAUGCGAUGGCUGGCGGGAGCGGCUCCUCGCACAAGCGGAGUCCACAGCCUGA
Akanthomyces muscarius is the source of this 1149-nucleotide messenger RNA. RefSeq lists its product as uncharacterized. The record is from RefSeq and is a predicted model, not a curated record. Lineage: Eukaryota; Fungi; Ascomycota; Sordariomycetes; Hypocreales; Cordycipitaceae. The coding region runs from base 1 to 1149 and encodes 382 amino acids. The transcript is spliced from 2 exons.